CAGAGCUUGCUGGAAUAACGUUAGGUCUAACUUAAGUCCAACUUCAUAACAUCUAAAGUUAGAUUUACGCUAUACUCUACAUGUGUACAGAGAUUCACUACCCAAAGUUUUGAGGCGAUCUACGAACAGGUUAAACUCGGUUUAAAGUACACGAUGUCACUAACAAAGUUCAAACUACCAGGUAAAGACUGCCGUUGCAUCCUGUACGAUGACAAAGUCUGCAAGAUCAAGACUCUGAUGCCUCCACUCAAUGAAGGAAUCAUUAGUGACUAUGUUGAUGACAGAUCACUGCAAGAAGAAGUAGAGGAUAUUAUAAGGUCUGUUUUGUGCAUCCCUGAAAACGUCGACCCAGUAAUGAUGAGGACACAGCAUUUAGUUGUAAAGCCAGAGAAGAAAGAAUGGAAACUCCCAGACAAAGUGGUAUUCAAACUGCCAGAUAAGCCACUUGUUGCUCUCUCUUAUAUGUAUAUCCUUCAUCUCCAACUCUUGUCAAAACAAGAAAUACAUCAGGAAUCACCUGUUCAGAUAACUAAGGAAGAGCAUGUACAAUCAAACAAAAGGAAAACAGAAAGAUCUCCAUCAAAAUCGAGUGAACAAAACAAAAGACCACAGAGAAGACCAAUCCCAAAGAAAACCACGUUGAGCUCCUCUCUUCCCCGUCGCUCCAAUCGCCGUUUGGCGCCAUCACGUGGGUCUGCUACAAGCACCAACCAGUCUGGCCGUGUCCUCAGGAGGCGGGCCCUCAGGUUUACGUCCAACAAAAACUCCACAAGCAAUAACAGCAAUGAGCAGCCGAGAAGAGGUAGCAACACUUUUCCACCUGUCGAUGUAGGCUUAGAUGAAACAGGGAUGGGAGAUGGUUUGGAUGGACAGACAGGUAGAAAGAAGAAUAGGGAAAGGAUAGAAAUAGAGAGACAGAAGAGGGAACGUUCACCUGAGUUAGAAUCAGGAUUUAGUAAUCUGGUGCAAAGGAAGGCCUUGGAUCGAGAAAGAUUUCCAAGUUUAAAUGAAUCCUGGGAUAAGGACCAUGUUGAGUGCAAUGGAGACAAGCCACCAAAACAUGUCCUGCCAUCAGAAGAUGGAGGGGUUGCUAGAGUUGGUGUCCCAGGACAUCCUGGUCGAGAGCGAGUGGAGCAACAUGUCCUCCAGGAGCAGUUAAGGCUCCAGGAAAUGGCCAGUCCAGAGAAGGUCACCACAGCGGAGGAGCAGGGGCAGACUGAUAAAGGGAUAGUCCAUCAUAUGUUUGAUGCUGUUGUGACUCCGGUAAAAAAUUUCUUCUUCCGAGACUAAACCAAGAUCAAGAUCCUGUACUUAGAUUGGAACUUGUCCCCCCCCCCCCCUAUAUGGCCCCACUCCCCCAGAAUCUGCCUAGAAAUAUUUUCAUUUACCAUCCAAGGCAGAGCACUAUAGGAUAGUUUGCUGCAACAUUCUUAUUCAGAAAGGAGUAGACAGUUGUUAGGUUCAUUUUGCCUAGAAAAGACAAAAUUAUUUAUCUUGGGCCUUUUUUUUUAUAGCAUACUAUAAACAAAAACUGAGAUUUUUGUAGGGCCAUCAAAGAAAAAAAAAUCUGCUAAAAUACAAAACAGAUGUUUAUGAUUUCUAAACUUCAUUUUCUAAUUUCCUACUCUUAUUUCAUGAAAGAUGUUAUGGUGAAUCCAUUUUAUCAAAAGUAUGUUGAAUAGAAUUUCUUUGUGGGCUGUAGAUGUACCAGAAAUACAUAAGUUAGGGCAUUUGCCCUUUUCAUUAAGGCUCUUUAUUACAAUGACCAUUUGAAAUACUUAGUUCACCUUACUUUAAUUUGUAAUCAUCAUAUUGUACUUUUAUUUAUGUGAUGUGUAAAUUAGUGACACAUACAAUAUAUACCAACAUAGAGCAUAUCAUUUAUGGUAGGUUAUGCAGAUCAGCUAAAAUAAUUUAGCUUUUGGUAUUGCCUUUGGCAUUUGUUUUGACUUUGUUGAUGCCAUUCAGAUUUCCUUGUUUACUUGAAUGAUUUAAAGCUGCACAGUGAUUUACAAGGUCACAUAUAAGAGAAUUUACCAGAGAGUAAAUUACAUUUGUAAGUCUUUGACUUGACAAUUAUGAAAUGUUAAGUUUAAUUUUAUUUUUAUUAGUAAAUAUAAUUAUUUUGGCAUCUAACUUUAAGAGUAGGUGACCUGAUGUACAAAACUACAUGCCAUUCAUGAGGGCCAGGAGUAGGGGAUGCGGAAGCCAAAAACCGUGUACAGAAACAAAAAAAGGACCAUAUGAUUUUGAUUUUUGCAUAGUUAGCCCCCCCCCCCCACUUCGCCAGAGGAGCAUGAUGAUUUGUUGAUCUCUCAGAUUUAAAUCUGUCCUUUCGUCAGUCCUUUUGAUUUUCAUUCUUGUAAUUUAAUCAAGGUUUAACUAAAAUCAAACUAAUUCAUGAUAGGAGAUCACAGCAUCAGCAGUCAAUCAGGUCAUUACAAGUUUGGUGUUGAAAGUCAUUCACCCGCUUUAACACUACUUGAAAUCAGGUUGGUGUUGGGAUAAACCCCCUGUGGUGCAAUGCACUUUCUAUUUGUAAUGAAGUUUAAGUAGGUGUUGAGACAAGAUCGACUCUUAUUUUGAUCUAUCCUCACAUCAGUCCAUCCUAUUAUUCUUGUAAAUGAAAUUUAAGAACCAUUCAAAGGACAAAAGUCAUUCAGAGCUCAAAGCUUGAGUUUCAGGGCCUGUCAGGGGUCACUUGAUCAAAGGUCACUGAGGUUAUUCAGUGAUGUCCAUGUCUGAUGUUAAGAGAUGGUGUUGGUAUUAGUUAACCAGUCACAACACUGGGCUUGACCUCUACAUAUUUCAGGCAGUCUGCAUUGAAACAUUAUGUUGGUGCUGAAGAACACCUACACCAACCAUAACACUUUACUUGAAAUCAGGCUGAUGUUAGGAUUGAUCACUGUACAAAGUCCAUGGGAAUCUUGAAAUACUGCCUCGUCAGGAAUUAUGACACAACAACAACAGUUGAGAGGAGAGAAAUUGUUAAGAAAAAACAUGUUUUAGAAUAGAUUUUAUGUAAUAAUUGUUCAUCAUAUUCAUUAUAUGUCUGCUCAGCUUUCGUUAAUGGGCCUAUGACUUUCAAUCAUUUGAUUUUAGAGCUCUCUUUGAAUCAAAUUUUAACCCUGGGGAGAGUAAAUAAUCAUGUUUUAAGAGCUGACACAAUAAAGUAAAGUAACAGAUGUCUUGUUUGAUGAAGCUAUAAACCAUGUAUACCUAAUUCAUGUGUAGGUAAUUCUUCUUGUUACCAUCAUCGUCUCCUCUUCCUCCUACUUUACAUUACAAUUAAUCUUUAGUUGUCUUUGUAGGAUAAGUUUUUUAAUCAGAUAAUCCAGAUGAAUGGCUAAACCAUGUACAGUAUAUGCGUAUUCAAAUUUCAAGAUAUUUAGUGACAAAUAUCAAUUUUCUUGCCUUUUUUAUUUAUUUCAUCUAUGUGUAUAUUUUUCAGUUUAAAAAUUGAAAGAGAAAGAUUUAUACAUUGCUUUGUUUUUUGUUAUACGUUAAAGCAUGAUUUGCUUUAUAAUUGA
Lytechinus variegatus (green sea urchin) is the source of this 3530-nucleotide messenger RNA. RefSeq lists its product as uncharacterized. Gene Ontology annotation, cellular component: nuclear inner membrane. NCBI's taxonomy places the organism in Eukaryota, Metazoa, Echinodermata, Echinoidea, Temnopleuroida, Toxopneustidae. Gene Ontology annotation, biological process: meiotic attachment of telomere to nuclear envelope; homologous chromosome pairing at meiosis. Bases 154 to 1290 code for a protein of 378 amino acids. Gene Ontology annotation, molecular function: DNA binding. The transcript has 10 exons. The record is from RefSeq and is a predicted model, not a curated record.